GGCUAGCAAGUCCCCCUCACCUAUCAUAGUAAAGGGGUGAUCAGGAAUCGAAUUUUGGGGUUGGAAUAAUCAAUACGGAGUUCCUUGACAGCUGAAAAGUGAAGCUGAAGUUUGGGCCGGAGCAGACUGAGCGCUGACACCAUGGAUCCACUGCUGUAUCUGGGAGGUUUGCUGGUUCUGUUCCUAUUGUGGAUCAAAGUCAAAGGUCUAGAUUACGUGAUCGUGCACCAGCGGUGGAUCUUCGUGUGUCUGUUCCUGCUGCCGCUCUCCGUUAUAUUUGACGUGUAUUAUUAUGUGAGGGCUUGGCUCAUUUUCAAGAUGUGCUCUGCGCCCAAACUGCACGACCAGCGGGUGAAGGAGAUCCAGCGACAGGUCCGUGAGUGGAGGAAGGAAGGCAGUAAGAAAUACAUGUGCACAGGUCGACCCGGCUGGCUCACCGUGUCUCUCAGAGUGGGGAAAUACAAGAAAACCCACAAAAACAUCAUGAUCAACAUGAUGGAUAUUCUGGAGGUGGACACACAGAGGCAGGUGGUGAGAGUCGAGCCGCUGGCCAACAUGGGUCAAGUGACCGCUCUGCUAAACUCCAUUGGCUGGACGCUGCCGGUGCUGCCGGAGCUGGACGACCUCACUGUGGGUGGCUUGGUGAUGGGGACAGGCAUUGAGUCGUCCUCCCAUAUUUAUGGGCUGUUUCAGCACAUCUGUGUUGCAUAUGAGCUGGUUCUAGCUGAUGGCAGUUUGGUUCGCUGCACUGAGGAGGAGAACUCAGAUCUGUUCCAUGCUGUCCCAUGGUCCUGUGGAACUCUUGGGUUCCUGGUUGCAGCUGAGAUUAAAAUAGUCCCCGCUAAGGCCUGGGUGAAGCUGCGUUACGAGCCUGUCAGAGGAUUAGAGAAUAUCUGCAAACGCUUCACUGAAGCAUCAGAGAACAAGCAGAACACGUUUGUUGAGGGUAUCCAGUACAGUCUGGACUCUGCUGUCAUCAUGACAGGAACCAUGACGGACCACGCAGAGCCUGACAAGAUUAACAGAAUCGGCCUGCACUUUAAACCCUGGUUCUUUAAACACGUGGAGAGCUACCUGAAACAAGACUGCACCGGAGUGGAAUACAUCCCUCUGCGGCAGUACUAUCACAGACACACACGCAGUAUUUUCUGGGAGCUUCAGGAUAUUAUUCCAUUUGGAAACAACCCUGUGUUCCGCUGGCUGUUUGGGUGGAUGGUUCCUCCUAAGAUCUCUCUGCUGAAGCUCACUCAAGGAGAAACCAUCAGGCGUCUCUAUGAACAGCACCACGUGGUCCAGGACAUGCUGAUACCCAUGAAGCACCUGCAGACCGCCAUCACACGUUUCCACCAGGACAUCGAAGUUUACCCUCUGUGGCUGUGUCCAUUCCUGCUACCGCCUGGCAGGGGGAUGGUUCACCCCAAAGGUCAAGAGGAGGAGCUGUACGUGGACAUCGGGGCCUACGGGGAGCCUAAAGUCAAACAUUUCGAAGCUAAAGCGUCAACGCGACAGCUGGAGAAGUUUGUCAGGGAGGUGCACGGGUUCCAGAUGCUAUAUGCAGAUGUGUACAUGGACCGAGAGGAGUACUGGGAGAUGUUUGAUGGACAGCUGUACCACAGGUUGAGAAACGAGCUCGGCUGCAAGGAAGCCUUCCCUGAAGUUUACGACAAAAUCUGUAAAUCUGCUCGACACUGAUCCCUUAUCUCCCAUCUGGUGCCUCAACUCGUGGCUCUGUCACAACUUCAUUAAGGAAACUUGAGACUGACUAGUUUUGGGAUGUUUGGACCAAAACAAAAAACUGGAUAUGGAUACAUCUCAACAUUUCUGAGGUGGACCUUCUCACACACAAAUACUUGUAAUUUUUUUGGCAGUGACACUGAAGAAGACCAUCUAUCCAGGUGAAACAGGAGUAUUUUACUCAUUUUAAGUCAUGAAUGUAUUAUUUUUUUCUUUGUUCUAUACACAGCUAAUUUUAACAUUCAGGUUUGGCUUCAUGUGCUGAUAGACUCAAACCUAAUUGCACCAAAUGUCUUACUUUUUCCUUUUUUUAAAACAUGUAUAUUGCACAACUUUUCCCCGUUGUACUACAUCUUAUUGUUUCUUCAGUGCCACACCCUUUGGAAAACUGACCUCCUGAUUAGUCUUACACACAUUUUAAAAUACAUACUUUAUGAUAAAGCUCAGUUAGCCUUUAAGUCCAUAAAACUAUAUUAUAACUCAAAGUUGACUAUUUUGAUAUCAGAAACAGAUUCUAUUUCUGGAGCUGUGUAUUGGUGGGAAUUAAUUAAAAUGUAUUUUCUAUGUUAAAGCUCAUUCUCAUGCUUUUAAAUUACCGUAGUAUCAGGCUGUGCUUGGUCUGUUCGGUUUAUGUGGAUGUUAUGCAUCAAUUCAACAUCCACAUAAAUACCAGGACCCAAGAUUUAAUGAACUGAUCACUGUUAUUCACUUCACCCGUCAGUGGUUUGGUUUAUCUUUUUGCUUUACUGUUGUUCUUGAGUGUUAGAAUAGAAUAGAAUACAAUACAAUAGAAUACAAUAGAAUAGAAAGCCUUUUUGUCAUUGUACAAGGGUAUACAACGAAAUUGGGAGCGCUGCUCCAUUUGGUGCUUGGAAGAAUAUAUACAUUACAAUAAAGAAAAAGAAAAAUAGAGUAAAAUAUGAUUUAAAAAAAAUACAAUAAAAUACAGUGAGAAAGAGAAUUGCACAUACUGAUACUGAUAAAGUGACUUUGCAUAUUGUUCUUGGAGGUGAGUGGAGAUUCAGUGUGAAAUGAAUAUUGCACAAGAUUGCAUAUCUUUUAACCAUUAUUUAGUUAGGAUUUACCUAACAGACAUACCACAAACCAGCAAAUCCUUAAUGGGAUUUCAUUCAGGUUCAUAUUCUAUACCUGGUCUGUCUGCAGACCGCUGAUGCAUCCACCUUUAGCUAACUGCUUUUUUUUUGUUUACAUAUAAAUAUAGCAUACUAACUGAGACAGACAGCUUUCAACCAAAGGCACAUGUUUUACUCUAAGGUGGUGGAAAAGGUGUCACCCUAAGCCAGUGGUGUUUGUAGGCGUACAGCUUCUAAUACAUCAAUAUAUUUUAAUCUGAUAUGUAUAAUAUAUUUUAAUAAAUUGCUAAAAAUAUA
Molecule: messenger RNA, 3125 nt
Organism: Acanthochromis polyacanthus (spiny chromis)
Lineage: Eukaryota; Metazoa; Chordata; Actinopteri; Pomacentridae
Gene: dhcr24
Product: 24-dehydrocholesterol reductase
Exons: 9
Coding region: 142-1692 (516 amino acids)
Biological process (GO): steroid metabolic process
Cellular component (GO): cytoplasm; membrane
Molecular function (GO): FAD binding; Delta24(24-1) sterol reductase activity
Source: RefSeq, a predicted model, not a curated record